Pomacea canaliculata is the source of this 2481-nucleotide messenger RNA. RefSeq names its product beta-hexosaminidase subunit alpha-like. The record is from RefSeq and is a predicted model, not a curated record. Gene Ontology annotation, molecular function: beta-N-acetylhexosaminidase activity. Gene Ontology annotation, cellular component: membrane. The transcript has 12 exons. The coding region runs from base 28 to 1674 and encodes 548 amino acids. Gene Ontology annotation, biological process: carbohydrate metabolic process; glycosaminoglycan metabolic process; ganglioside catabolic process. NCBI's taxonomy places the organism in Eukaryota, Metazoa, Mollusca, Gastropoda, Architaenioglossa, Ampullariidae.
CCAUCACAUGAUCUUGUUUUUUUGAAAAUGGCGACAGGGUUCAGGAAGGGUGUCUUUAUUUUGUCGCUUCUUGUGUGUAUUUUCACAUAUGCUGAUUGUAAAUCCAUUGGUUUUAAAGUGGCAUCUACUCAGGGACAGCCAUGGCCAUAUCCAAGAAGUUACAACACAAGUAGCAAUGUUAACAUCCUCAACAGCGCGUCAUUUCAGUUCGUUCCUCAACUGGCCUCUUGUGAUAUUUUGAGAGAUGCGUUUGCUCGCUACCCUCGCCUUAUCUUUGGGAAGUAUGUCGGCAAAGGGGACAAGAGCCUGAAAUUUCAGCCCAAAUUACGAAACAUAUGGGAAAGGAAGAAACAUCAGUUCGAAGAAGAAAUAAGCGAAGUUGGUGUUGCUGUGCAACAGUCAUGUGAGGGUCAAUAUCCCAGCCUGGAAUCAGAUGAAUCAUAUAGAUUAACUAUAAGUGAAGGAAAGAUUUUGAUUGAAGCAGCACAAGUAUGGGGGGCUGUAUGGGGCAUUGAAACUUUUAGUCAACUUGUAUACCGUCUAGAUACAGGAGAGUUUGUGGUGAAUGAUACAAACAUAUAUGAUGCUCCUCGAUUUGCACAUCGUGGACUUCUCCUGGACACAUCUCGACAUUUCCUUUCAAAAGAGUAUUUACUUCGGAACUUAGAUGCAAUGGCUCAAAACAAGCUGAAUGUGUUCCACUGGCACAUUGUAGAUGACCAGUCAUUUCCAUUUCAAAGCAGGAACUUUCCUGACCUGAGUAAUAAAGGUGCAUUUUAUCCUGAUAGUCACAUAUACACUCCAACAGAUGUACAGGAGGUAAUUGAGUAUGCUAGACUGCGAGCCAUCAGAGUGGUAGCAGAGUUUGAUUCACCAGGUCACACACAGUCGUGGGGUGCAGGUCAGCCUGGCCUGCUGACAGAGUGUUAUAGUGGGGGCAGUCCUGAUGGAACAUACGGACCAGUUAACCCUGUUCUCAACACAACUUACCCAUUCCUUACUCAGUUUUUCACUGAGGUGGCCACAGCAUUUCCUGACAAGUACAUCCAUCUUGGGGGAGAUGAAGUUAGCUUUAAUUGCUGGGCCUCUAAUCCAGCUAUUCAAGAAUUCAUGCGAAAGAUGUCAUUUGGAUCUGACUAUGCCAAGCUAGAACAAUACUACAUGCAAAAUUUACUUGAUAUUAUCAACUCUCUAGAUCGUGGCUACAUCAUCUGGCAAGAAGUUAUCGACAAUGGUGCAAAGGUCCGACCAGACACAGUAGUUGAGGUAUGGAAGGAUUCCUGGGAAGAGGAAAUGGCUAAAGUUACCAGCAUGGGUUAUAAAACUCUGCUUGCUACCUGCUGGUACCUGAAUUACAUCAGCUAUGGAAGUGACUGGGAGAAUUACUAUGCGUGUGAUCCACAAAAAUUUAAUGGUACAGCAGAUCAAAAAGACCUGGUAAUUGGUGGAGAACUUGCUAUGUGGGGAGAGUAUGUUGACAAUACUAAUGUUCUUGCAAGACUCUGGCCACGUUCAUCAGCUGUCGCAGAAAGGCUUUGGAGUCCAGCAGAGCUGAACAUGCCUGCAUUAGCUGCACCCAGAUUGGUUGAACACCGCUGUCGGAUGAUUAGGCGUGGUAUCCCAGCUGAACCUGUGACUGGACCAGGUGUGUGUAGAGAGGAGUAUGAAGGAUGAUAUUUGUGACCUGCGACCUCGUACCUAAACAUUCCAGCCUUGUACUUACACUUCAAAGCAAGAUUUAAAUUUAUCUUUUUGUAACCAGACAUUUUGGUGUUAAUUUCUACUCAGUCCUGUUGAUAAUGCAAUUAUAAUACAAAAUGCUUGCCUGUGGGUUUGUAGCUUGCAGGAUCGUGUAGCUUUAACAAAACUCGUUUUCAUUUACAUGGUCAUUUUGGAGUAAGCCAAAAUUCAGUGGCUUAUUUACAUUAAUAUGGUUAUUUUUAGGACCAUCUAAAAUUGUUUGUAUUGACUCGCUUCUAGUGUAAAUAGAAAUUAACAAAAUGACUACAAAAAUACAUCAAACAUCAGAAAGCUAUACUGAACUGUUCUUAAGACCUCAUUUGUGUAUUGAACUAGCAUAUCUAUUUUUUUAUUUUGUCACAUUGUGAAAGAUACUAGACUGUCAAAUUAGGUAUCUUCUAGCCAUGUUUUACAUGAUGUGAAUUGAGUUCAUAUCAUUAUCUACAUAUUUAAACAUUGUUGCAUUUUUUUAUAUCAAAUUGUACUUCACUGGUUUAAUGUGGGGCUGGUAUGCUUAAGUUGAAAGUUUAAAUGCUGUGCAUUUUGUGAUGGCAUGCAUCUCAACCACUAGAUUGAAGAAUCUAGAAUCCACAUUCAGAAUUUCCCAUGAAAAGCUUUGGCUUUGCUAACAAACUUGCAAAAUCUGUAUGCUAUUGACUGUUGGUGUUAAAGGACAGUCCGAUUUCUUGCACCCUGUAUGUAAGAGAUGAUAUUUAAUUAAGCACAUGAUUCCACUAGCAA